CCUUCUCCCUGGGACUGGACUGGAAGCGCCAGGCGAAUGGCAAAGUCCUUCCAGGCGUCAUGAUGGCCGCGAGGCCCCGUCGGUGGCUGCGCGCUGCUGCUGCUGCUCUCCUGAGGAUCCCGGGGGGCUGCAGAGGGUGCCACGUCGGGGCUGCUGCCUCCCUGAAGCGGGAGUACGACGCCGUCGUGAUAGGGGCAGGUGGGUGGCUCUGGCAGAAAAAGCAAGGGCCCGGCGUCCAGGCGGGAAACAUAAAAGGGGGGGUCACUCCGUGCCCCCCCCCCCCGAACAAGAUGCCCAGGGCGGUCUAGCAGGGGGGCCCGUGCUAAUGAAUGCUUCCCACGAGGAAGAGGAAAGCCAACUUUCCUGCAGGAGAAGAAUUGCGAGUAAGUGGGCAAAGAAUGGUCUUAGGCUGGAAAAGAGCAGAAGGUUGGUGUUGAAAGACGAUUGGCCAAAUAUAGGGAGGAAAAGACUUGUUCGAAGCAUCUAGCUGUGAUGGCUAUGCUCAUCCUCCACAGUCGAGGCAGUCUGCUGGAUGGGCCACUGACCUGAUGCCUCAGGUUCUCUAUCUAUCUAUCUAUCUAUCUAUCUAUCUAUCAUCUAUCUAUAUUGCCUUUAUAUCCCCCCUUUUUCUCCAAGGAGCUCAAGGUGGCAUACACGGUUCUCCCCAUCCACAACAACCCUGUGAGGUAGGAUAGGCCAAGAGGCAGUGACCGACCCAAGGCGAGCUUCAUGGCCAAGUGGGGAUUUCAACCUUGGUGCCUUAGGUCUGGGUCCAGCAGGACAUACUGGCUUACUGGUUUGGUGGUGCUAUGCAAAGGGAGGACGCUUUAAACUGGAGGAAGGGUGGCUGGGAUUGCCCAUUUAUUUGAGAGAAAGCUCCAGUGAACUCAGCAGGGUUGACUUCUGAGUAAACAUGCUUCACUUCAGACUGUGGGACACAGUUUUGGGAAAGAACAACUUUAAAGAAGCCUUUUUUAAAAAAAAAAAAAGUGCAUUGUGGCCAAGUAAAUUGUGGGAGGAGGAGGUGGCCCAAAUCAAAGCUGCUCAUCUUGUCUCUUUGCAGGACACAAUGGACUGGUGGCUGUGAGUACUGAGAACUCCUGAGGGGACAUGGCGUCAGGUCUUUUGGCCCUCUGGGAAGAGAUUGGCUUGGAGGGAGGGGGCUGCUGGUCCCUACCUGGCUUGUCAUCUGGGGAAGACCAUCUUCUUGCCUGGUGAUUGUUAAGUUUAGCAAAAGGCACGGGGUAAGCAGCUGGGACUUCUUCAUGGCUAAGGGGAUGCUCCUUGCAUCUUCAGGCUGCCUACCUGCGGAAAGGUGGUUUGAAGACAGCUGUGCUGGAGAGAAGACACCUCGUGGGAGGUGCAGCAGUCACCGAGGAGAUUAUCCCAGGUAAGAGCUGUGCUUCCCGGGUGCUGCCCUCCAGCUUCUCCAGGCAGCAUCCCAUCGCUGCUCCUCAGUGCACCUGACAUGUCCUGUUCUACAGGGUUUCGCUUCUCCAGAGCCUCCUACCUGCUCAGUCUGUUGAGACCCCAGAUUUACGCAGAGCUGGAGUUAAAGGUAUGGGCUGUUUGCUUGUGCUGGUGGGGCAGGGUGAGCAAUGACAGUGGGAAUUGCUGGGUUCCUGCAUGGUUUCUGGCCAUUUUUGCUUGUCAUUUUUUGGGCACCCCUGAAGCUAAACGCCUGCCAAAUUCUCUUCCCUUCCUUCCAAAAACAAAAAGUUCUGAUUUGCUGAACAGACCUUGUAUCUUCCCAAUUAUCCAAAGUUACCAUGUAACAAAGACCAGGGCAGUCUCUUUUCACUCUGCUUUCCCCCACUUUUUAAUCUUUAGCCAGCAAUUUCAAUCCAGGAAGUCAGUCAUAGUUCUACCAUAGGCCCAGGGGCGUAGGAAAGGGAGGGGGGGCAGUCUGCCCCAGGUGCCAUCAUGGAGGGGGGUGACAAAUUAUCAAGGAACAAUUACUGCUCUACUAGGGUGGUUCAUAAAAAACUUUUAAAAAAAAAUGCCUGCUCUGAAGGUCUUAUCUUACUACACUAGGGAUUAGUGUAGAUUACUACAUGCAGGAAAUUAGUGAAAUUUCAUGCAUAUCAGUUAAUAUCUUGACCCUUCUCCAUGAAAAUAGCUGUUUACUUGGCUAUUUUCCUAUGUCGUGAAGGCUGAAAUUUCAAUUCACUGCAGCCAUCCUACUGCCCUACCCACCGCUGGGCUUCCCGGGUCCUGGAAAGUCGGCCUAUGUGAAGAAAAUGAGACUAGGCUGAGUAUAUUAGGCCUUGCCUUCGCCUCGCCCCCUUGCACGCAGCCAAUUUUUCUUGAUUUUACUGCUGUGGUGUUUUUUUGUUUUUGUUUUGGUAAACCACUUCGCAGGUUUUUAAAAAUAAAUUUUAUUAAAUAAAUAAACAAUAAAUAUAAAUAAAAUAACACAAGCCAAAACACAAUCCAUCCUGUAGAUUUAAGUAUCUGUCCAUAGUCGCCUACUUGUUAUCAGAGGCCCAGAAUCCACAUUCCUUUGUAAGAAAACAAAACAAAACAACACAAUGGGGGGGGGGGGACAAGAAAUAUUCUGCACCGGGUACCACCUGACCUUCCUACUCUUCUGCAUAGGCCCAGCCCUGUAGAAUCCUAUGCCAGAGGCCUCUAAACUCAUACUGAAAAUUACUCUAUUCUACUAGGAUUCUGUGGACAAUUAAAAAUACAUCUUUCCAUAAUAAUUAAUUCAAUAAUCUCUGGUUUUAAAUUUUGUACGUGUUGUUAUAUAUCAAUACUGUGGCAAACCACUUUGAUAUUUUAAUGAUCUUUUAAUAUAUUUUUUAAAAUAUUUUUUUAAAUUUUUUUUAAAAAGUAUAAACAAACAACAACAAAAACAAUUCCAAAUCCAAAUAUUGAGCUUACUCUGAACCUCCUGACUUUCCCCCAACCCCUCCAUGGGUCCUAAUGAUCAUAUUUACAGCUGCAUAUCAGUAUUUAUCCAAAAAAAAUUCCUUCCAAAUUAUCCAUAUUUUCUGUUACUUUACAAGUGUGAUUAAAAUCCUGCUAAUGUUUUAACUUGCUUACAGUGGUCUUGUAAAUAAAUUAUAAACUUUCCCCAUUGUUUUUUAAAGGUCUUUUCUUCUUGAUUUCUGAGCUUCCCAGUUAAUUUUGCCAUUUCGGCAUAGUCCGUCAACUUGGUUUGCCAUUCUUCUUUGGUCGGCGUUGUCUCUUACAUCUUUUAAUAAAUUAAUAUGCUUGGAUGACUAAGCUACCAGGUUCAUACACAUUCUGACUGGAGGACCCCUGACACCCAAGUUGUACAGUCUGAAAUAGUCAUUCUCCAUCCCUCAGUCUUGGUAUCCCAUUUGUCAUUGAGGUAGAUAAAUACUUAUAAUCUAAAGGCUGUCAGUUACUAGGUUUAGGCUGAGAAGGUGAGGUUUUUAUUCAUUUAGGUUGAGAGAUGACAUGUGGUACAAGCCUAUCCAUGUUUGUUCAGAAGCGAGUCCCACUACAUUCAGGGCUCGCUUCUAGUUAGGUAGGUGCAUGUGGGACUGCAGCCUUAAUUGGCUGAUGACACAGUGCAUAAAAUUCUGAAUGAUAUGACCAAUGGGCACAAAUUCUAAGGCCAGUGUUCACAACUUGGUCUUGGUUGAGGUCCGUGGACCUGUGACAGUGAAGCCUCUCCUAAAAUCCAAGGACCCAGCAGUUUAUAUCUGUAUCUGCCUCACCUCAUGUGUGUGAUAAUUCAGCAUGUUCUGUGUCCAGGCCUAGAGCCCAUGCUGCCUUCUGUCUUCCAGAGACAUGGCUUAAAAGUGCUUCCGCGUGACCCUUAUUCCUACACACCGCUGCUGGAGGAUGCUCGGGCCGGAAAAGCCCCCCGCUCACUGCUGCUGGGGAACAACAUGGCUGACACACAGAGCCAGAUUGCUCAGUUCUCUGUAAAGGAUGCCCAGGUAUUGUGGGGAAAACUUCCUCAGGUAUGGAGGGGUGAGAAACAGGCCCAGCCCAAGACAUUUUGUUGCUGGAGUGGGGAAUGGUCAUACACAGCCUCCCGCCCAGCCAAGUAAUUUUGGCCCCUGCGGGGAAAUCGCCCAAAGCAUCCCUCUGGCAGUAAAAAAUACAAUAGUAAUAAUCAUAGAAGCGGCUUGCUGGGUGGGCCAAAAUCAAUGUGCUAGCUUCCCAGCAGGUGAGUUGCUGUUGCUUACCAAGAUGGGGAGCGGGGAGGCAGCAGGGAACUCGGCACGUUGCAAACACACUGGCAGGAGUGUUGGAUUGGCUUCGCCAUUGUGUUUGCACCAUCCUCCCUGCAACUUCUUGUAACCCACCUGCCGGGAGACUAUUCUAGCAUCUCCACCCCACUUGGUGAGUUGCUUCUGAAUAUUAAAGUAAACAAUUUGCUUUCAUGACAGCUAAAAUCAGCUGCCUUAGGUAGCUUCCUCAUUCUGCCUAAUAGUAGCAUCGGCCUGGGCAAAAGUGUUGAAUGAGUCAGGGCCACAGGAAACUGGGCCCAAAAACCUGCAGGGACUGACUGGACCUCAAACACUCACGACUGGCCUGUAAGAAAACAUUCCCUUGGCAAAUGGAAGUUGGUGUCUUGGGAGAAUCUCUGCUUGACAUGGCUGAUAGAACAGCACACAGCAGUUUUCUUUUUCCUUUGUAGGCCUUUCCCAAGUAUGAGGCGUUCAUGAACCGCUUGGUGUCAGCCAUAGACCCUCUUCUUGAUACCUGCCCUUUGGAUGUGGCUGGUUUCAGCCAGGGCUCCCUUCUUCAGAAGCUCAGAGCCUUACGAGGCUUACGGGCCCUGAUACGUGCAGGUAAAGGAUGGAGGGGCUAGAUCAACAUUCUUGGCCUCAGGGUGGCCUUAAAUCAAGAAUGUGUGCCCACUGGAUUUCCCCUCAUGGGCCAUUUUGUGUGUGUAUGUGUGUGCGACUGAACCUCUGACCUAACUACUUAAAUUGGGGUAGCUAACCUUGUUGGUCUCAGACACACAUUUGGAAAUCUAGGGAACUGUUAUGGGCACCACAAAAUACCCAUUUCACAAAAGAGAAAUUGGCAAUGCGCAGCCUUCCCCUUCAAACGAAUGGAAAAAUUGCACUCCCCAAACAAUUAAACAACUAAAUACGAGCCAAAACAGCAGGCCCCACCCCCUCAAAAGGGUAUCCUAAAUAAACAGCCGAUGAAAGCAACACUCAGUUGUUAAAAAAUAAAAAUUGGGAGGAGUAGGGAGAUUGACGGGCAUCAGGGGGUGUCUGUAGCUCCUGUGGUGCUCAUGAGUGCCACAUUGGAGACCCCAGAUGUUGACGGUGUGUCAGAACCUCUAUAUGUGUUACUCUAUGCUGGUGAUGGGGCAACCUGUGGGCCCAUAAUCCCUGUCCAUUGGUCAUGGUGCCUGGGCCUGAUGGGAAUUAGAGUUCAAUGAUGUCUGAAGUUUAGCAGGUUUCUCAACCCUACCCUUCAAUUAUCUCUCUAUCAGCCCUUUGUUGCUCUAAACACAGGUUGUUUACAACCGGAACAACCCCCCAGGCAGUGUGCUUGGAGGGGCAAUAGUGGCAGAGGGCUACUGUUACUGUGGGUGAGGGCUUCUCAGAGACAUCUGGUUGUCCACUGUGACAAAGGUGAUGCUGAAUUUGAUAGACCAUUUGUUUGUUCCAGCAAGGCUCAUUCUUUGACUUGGCUCAGCUGCUUGCCUGACCAGCGGGAGAAGCAAUGCUCACCUGGUUAAACCUUUUGUUAGGAACUGACAGUGGUUCAGGGAUGCUUUUUAACCUCUGGCUCUGUAUUUGAACUACACCAGACCCCUGUUUUCCUUUUUGCCAGGCUUUACUCUGGGGAAACAGCUUCCGCAAUAUUAUCAGGUUCUGACGGCCCCCAUUUCCAAGGUAAAAACCACUUCAUGACCCAGUCAGAAUCCCUCCUUCUCAUCAGAAUGAUUUCUGCUCCUUCUAUAAUCAAUCGGCAGGUUCCUUUAGACAUUGCAUACUGAGCCUGUUCCUCUUUCACCUUGUUGCAGAUCUUGGAUUUGUGGUUUGAGUCAGAGCCCCUGAAAGCAACACUGGCAACAGAUGCGGUGAUAGGUGCCAUGGCUGGUCCGCACACACCAGGCAGUGGGUAAGGUUCUCUUCAGGUGCACACAGCCUUUGGUUUUUCCCAUCCUGCCUCUGUGCACACCCUUCCCACUCCCUGUUUCAGGUCUGGCCCUGGCCUCUGUUGCUUAUGUGAAUACCCAGAACAGAAGUGGGGAACCUGGGGCUCUCCAGAUGUUGUUGGACUCCAGCUCCCAUCAGUUCCAGCUGGUGUGGUCAGAGGUCGGGGAUGAAGGGAGCUGUGGUCCAGCCACAUCUGAAAAGCCUCAGGUUCCCCAUCCCUUGUCCACCAGAGCCAUCAGAGGUCUGCAGAUGGGCAGUGCUCAACACAAGCAGAGAUGAGUUAUUCCUUACUUAAGAACUUCGUGGGCCAGGUUCAACUAACUAGCUGCACUAGCAGAAGGCAGCACAAUGGGACUCCCCACCUUCCCAGUGCUGUUGUGCCCAGGUCCUGCUUGUAGGAUUCCCAAAGGCAUUGGGGAUGCUGGACUAGAUGGCCAGUGGUCUGGUCUAGCCUAGCAGAGAGCCAGUGUGGUGUAGUGGUUAAGAGCGGUAGACUCGUAAUCUGGUGAGCCAGGUUCGCGUCUCCGCUCCUCCACAUGCGGCUGCUGGGUGACCUUGGGCUAGUCACACUUCUUUGAAGUCUCUCAACCCCACUCACCUCACAGUGUGUUUGUUGUGGGGGAGGAAGGGAAAGGAGAAUGUUAGCCGCUUUGAGACUCCUUCAGGUAGUGAUAAAGUGGGAUAUCAAAUCCAAACUCUUCUUCUUCUUCAGGUGCUUCUUGCACUCUUACCUUAUGUUCCUUCCCUGUCCCCCCCCCCACCUUCCCAUCAGCUCUGGCUGAUCAGGAGAACCACCCCCUCUCUGGGAGGAGAGAGGAGAUUGUUCCAUCAGACAAGCAGAAAUGCUUGCGCCGACAGAGCGAUCUCCUUAGCGCUGCUUUGAAUUCCGCCCCAGGCUUUUAAUUUUUUUGUCGGUCCUUCGGGACUGAAAAUGUAGGGCAUUAAAUAUUGUAAUAAAUAAAGCCAUUAAUGAUAACAACGUGCACGGAGGGGAAAGUGCCGUGCAUUGUAACAGAACCCUGCUUAGAUGAAUGUAAGCAGAAGGUAAAGAAAGCUGAAAUGGCGCCAAGCCUGUCAAGCACGACUGGCCAGCUUCUGCCGGGGAGAUGCUGCGUCUUUUGCCAUGCUCUGGGAGCUCGGAGCCCUGCCUGUGGCAGCCCCUAACUCUUGGUCUUUCUCGUAGGUAUGUGCUGCUGCACCAUGUGAUGGGUGAGCUGGAGGGGCGCCAGGGGGCCUGGGGCUAUGUGGCUGGGGGCAUGGGAGCACUUUCCCAGUCCCUGGCCAAUGCUGCAACUGCACUCGGGGCUGAGAUCUUCACGGAGAAGGUGGGUGGAUCCAGUGAAGGGCAAGCAGUGCAGUGCGAGGGAUACUGACAUAAUGGGAUGGCACAGGGGAAAGAAGUUAUCCUGGCACAAUUCCCAGAGGGGUAGCUGUGUUCGUCUGUGUGGCAGCAAAAACAACCUAGAGUUUUGUGGCACCGUAAAGAUGAACAAGUCUGGCAAAGGCUUUUCUGGACCAGAGUCCACUUUAUCAGAUGCACAAAGCCUAAUCCUCAGUCGCAGCGACAUACAUAUUUACAAAUGAAGGCGAGAGCCUUGAAAGCAGCGAGGCCAGAGGGAAAUUAAAAGCAGAAAAAGUGCAGGCAGAAGCAAUGCAAUUAUAGCCAGAAGGCACACAGAGUCAGUGCAGUGCCUGUUUGCAACUGCAGUGAGAGGUGACAAAACUCUGCAAAGCUGAGUUAAUUAACGUCUGCAGCGGGACAGGAAAUCAUUGUCUCUAUUCAGACCCAAAUGGAUAGAGGCGAACCUCUCCGUGAAUUGUGCUUCAGCAGACUCUGGUCCACAAAACGCCCUAGUGAUUUUCCUGGAGCAGUGAAUGCAAUCGCUUGGUCCCAAUGGGAUGCCACGUUUGGCAUGCAGCAGAAGACAGAGGCAAAAUGACAGUGAUGUUGGCAUCCCUGGAGAUUUUGGUGGGGAGGAUGAGAAGCUGAAGCCGGGGUCCUUCCUACCCCUGCUGGUAUCUUGUUGAUAUGGGGCCGGUGAGAAUUAGCUUUCUCCACGGACGCAUUUAUACUCUCGGUUACUUCUCCCUCUUCUCAACCCUGCAGGCUGUUGCCCAGAUUCUUCUGAGCUCAGAUGGGAAGGCGCAAGGUGUUUGCCUCCAGGACGGAACAGAAGUGAAGAGCCGCCUGGUCCUGUCAAAUGCAUCUCCGCAGCUCACCUUUCUGGAAUUGACUCCUCAGGUGAGUCCUCCUCCUUGGCAUAGCAUGGGAAGCCUUGGGGGAUUCUCCAGUCUUGUCCACUAGCCUUGCUUUUUCCUAUCAAGCAGCAGGAUGCCCAGAGCUUGCAAAGGAUGUAAGGUAGGUCUAUUUGCCCUCUGGUCCUUGAGGAACAAUGCCAGUUUAUUACAGAUACCCUAGAAGAGUGGGGAGCAGAGGCACCCCCUUUAAGGCUGAGCCCUCACCUAGGAAUGAUCGAGCAAAAUAUCCUGCUGUUCUGGUCCAGGCUAACUGUGAAAGCCCAGUUUCUACAACUCAGUAGCCAGUUGCACUGUCUUGCUUUCUGUACCUGCAAACCAGAGUGUUGCUGUGAAAGGAGAAACUGAGCUGACCAGAGACUGAAAGCAUGGAGAGAGAGGGAGGGAGAGUUGAGGAUGAGAGUGAAGAAGCUGAGCCCCAAACAGUGUGCUUCUGGUUUCUCCUACUCUUCCGUAAUAGCAAUGAACUAUGCAUUUUCAGUACAGCUGGAAACCCUCUCAAAUUUAAUGUUUACUCUAAUAUUGGACCACUUUGAGCCACCCUACCUUAAAAACACUUCAGGGCUCUCUGGUCUGCUGUGUUCGGGGGGCGGGGUACUGUCUGGGAGUGCUGCCUUCAUAGGUAGAUUAUUAUUAUUAGCUUUUAAUGUUUGAUGUUUUGGUGUGUUCCUUUAUACUUCAUUGGAAGCCGCCCAUAGUGGCUGGGGCAACCCAGUGGGGUGCAAGAAAUGUAUUAUUAUUAUUAUUAUUGGUGGACUUGUAAAAGGGUAAAAAAGUAUUGGAAAAUGAUAAAUAAUGAAUUGAAAGAAAUGUUCAAAAGUACUUUUCCAAAAAAAACCCCCCAGUAUCUUUUCUGUUGGGGAUAAUUCAGACUGAAAUUCCCAGGUGUCAAAAAAGGUUAUUUAUGUAUGCCACUACUGUGGUCCAUGUUUUGUUAGCCCCAAAAUGGAAAAUGAGCAAGGUCCCAACCAAAGAAGAAGGGCAACUUAAAUUGACAGAAUAUGUGCAGCUUGCAGACUUAACAUAUGGGAUAGGAGAACAAGAAUAACAUACGUUUAGAGAAGAUUGGAAAGUGUUUAUUUAAUAUAUGGAAAAUAACUGUGUACAGCUGAAAACGCUGGCAGCAUUAAGAUAAAUUCAACAGUGUAGAUAAGUUUUGAUGGAUGUAGUAAUGGAAUACUGAAUGGUAUAGUUUUUGUAAAAUAUGCAGGGAUUUAUGAUAUGCAGAAUGAACCAUGGAUAGAGAAAAAGGGAAGUCAUUGAUAUCUUAAGGAUGUAAAAAGCAGUACUUUAGUACUUUAAAUUGUGAAACAGAAAAUUUAAUUAAAAAAUUAUAUAAUGUGUUUGUGUGUGAAAUGUUGAAAUAUAUUAUUAUUAUUAUUAUUAUUAUUAUUAUUAUUAUUAUUAUUAUUAGCAUUGGAAUCAGAGGCAAUGAACUGGUUGCCCAGGAUGCCAGGACAGCAACACCCCUUUGGGGGACUGAUUACCAGCUGUUAGAAAGUGUGUAUAUAUGUGUGUGUGUGUGUGUGUGAGAGAGAGAGAGAGAGAGAGAGAGCAGUUUAACCUCCAGUUUUCUUCCAGAUACCAAACUAUAUCCACAGGAUUCUCAUUAUGUGUCUGGCUCUUCUCUCUAGGAGCAGCUGCCCCCAGAAUUUGUCCAGAGAAUCUCCCAGUUUGACUCACGCUCUCCAGUCACCAAGAUCAAUGGUGAGUAUUUCAUGGAGGCAAAGUGAGCCAGAUGCUUACAUGCAAAGGUUCUGCACUUCCAUGGUCCUGCAAACAGCAGGCAGGAGAAGAGUCACCCUGUGGAUGAAGUACGUGAGCAUUUACAUGUGGAAGAGAACGGAAGUCUUUCAAUGUCUUGCCCAAGGGCAGUAGAUGCGAACAUGGACCUUGUGAUCAAGUGGAGGCCAGCAGCACCAUGUGUGGCCAGCAGAGGGAGCAGUAACACUACUAAUGGGUGGUUUUUCAAGAAGGUUUCAAGGAGCAGGUUCAUUCUUUUGUAUGUCUCUUCCCUCCGCCUGCCCCCCGCCCAAAAUCAUGCUCAAAGCGGAUAAUAACAAAGAAAACAGGAAUGCAUUUCAAGCAAACACUACAAAAACAAUUUCAUCACAACAGCAAAACAAGAGCAAAUGUAAUAACAUUUUUUAAAAAAAUGUGUUUUGAUACAAUAAAUAUAACAAGAUUGCUUAAACAACAUGCAGCAUUCAAUAGCAAACAUACCAAGGGGGCAUCAGUUUCACCUUAGUCCUAGAAACACCCCUUUCCCUGACGUUGCUCAGGGUCCGUCCCCCCCCCCCCCGCAGCACUCGCAAAGCUUCCAAGGGCAAGAAGGGUAGUGGUGACUGGAAACACAAUGAUGUGGUCUAAGUCUUCCCAAUAAAAUGCCCAGGCCGGCUGCUGGGAGAAUAGAGGGAAGAAUUGGGGAAGCAAGACUCCAGGGCUCCCAUUUUCUCUUCCAUAAGAGCCCUGGGUUCACCCUGCUCUUCCCUCCCCAUGAAUAUUUAUGCAGCUUUCUCCUAAAACCUCUUAAUAAUCAAAGACGUGGUUGGUAGCCUUCCCCGCCCCUUCCCCUGCUGUUUCCUUGCUGAUAGUGUGUUGGUGGCAGGGGGCAUAUAUCCAGCCAGGGCAGAGGGACUGGAUGCUCCCCUUCUCACAGAUGACUGGCCUGCCUGCUCUUUCCCGCUUUCCUGAAGAGGCUGUUAAUAAAUCCAAAUACCACUUGGCUAUAAAAUAACAAUGAGUUCAUGCAGCUGCACCCGGACGCACUAUAAUAAAUUAGGUGCAAUGUGCUAAAAAGUGCACCUCCCUCUUGCACCAAAAGGCAAGCCACUCUGACACCACAGAGGGUGUUUGUGCUUUAUUUGGAAAUGGGGACAUUGCUUUUAGAACUUGGAAGCAGGUCCACCACACAAAUGCGCAUGGAAGCAGAGCAGGGGUGGGGAAUUGCAGGCCCUCAAGUGCCUUGGGACUCUUCCCAGAAUGCACCCUCAGCCUUACUUUACAUCCUUCUUGUUUUUGCCCAGCCGGAAUGAAGAUCAUGAGUGGCUGGGGUCUCACUGGCACCGCACCGUGCAGAGUCCCAGGUGGCCUGAAAGCAAAGUAAUAAUAAUUUAUUAUUUUCCCCCCGCCCAUCUGGCUGGGUUUCCCCAGCCACUCUGGGCAGCUCCCAACAGAAUAUUAAAAACACGAUAAAAGAUCAAACAUUAAAAACUUCUCUAAACAGGGCUGCUUUCAGAUGUCUUCUAAAAGUCAGAUAGUUGUUUAUUUCCUUGACAUUGGAUGGGAGGCGUUCCACAGGGCAGGCGCCACUACUGAGAAUUCUUGCAGUGAAGGAACCCCCAGAAGGCCCUCAGAGCUGGACCUCAGUGUCUGGGCUGAACGAUGGGGGUGGAGACACUCCUUCAGGUAUACUGGGCCAAGACCGUUUAGGGCUUUGAAGGUCAGCACCGACACUUUGAAUUGUGCUUGGAAACGUCCUGGGAGCCAAUGUAGGUCUUUCAAGUCCAGUGUUAUGUGGUCUCGGCGGCCACUCUCAGUCACCAAUCUAGCUGCCAUAUUCUGGAUUAAUUGUAGUUUCCAGGUCACCUUCAAAGGUAGCCCCACGCAGAGCGCAUUGCAUUAGUCCAAGUAUUGAAAAUGAGGGGGAAGAAGUGGGAGUUGUGGGGCUUAGCACAAAAGACUUGGGCCUUGGGCCCCCUUUGCUCCUCCCCUGACAUCACCCCUGUCCAGCCUCACCCUCUGUUCCUUCUGUCCACAGUGGCUGUGGAUCGGUUGCCUGAUUUCCGAGCGGCCCCCAAUGCCAGGGAUGGCUGCCCCUUGCCCCAUCACCAGUGCUCCAUCCACCUCAACUGUGAAGACAUACAGCUCUUGCACCAGGCCUUUGAGGACGCCUGCCAGGGGAGACCGUCAAGCAGGUAUGAGUGGGAAUGCUAAUCCCCACAAGGACUGACUGGCACAGGUGGGCAGGAUGGGGAAUCCUUUAGCUAAAAUUGGCCCCAUCCUAGCCAAGGAACAAGAACAGCUAAGGGAAAGAGUGUGCUUAAAACUGAGUUACAAGGGGCUCUUGUCUCAUGUCAAACAGCUGUGAGUGGACCCUGGUUGCUGCUUUCUUGCAUCUGUAAAGCCCUGCCAGGCAAGUCCCCUGAGUGACCCAGGCCUCAUGUCCUGUUUCCUAACCCUGCACUUGUUUGCGAAUCAGAAGAGCCCAGAUUUGUCUCCCUCGUUGCCAAAGCCCAAGCGGAGAUCAGCUGUAAGAAGGGAGAGAAAAUGUAAAAAUUGCAGAGGAGAGCUGACCGCUGCAGAAACCCACAUUGCUCACAGCAGCCUCGUUUUGGCAUAGUUCCUAGUCUCAAGACCUUACCAUGAUACGAUCCUGGUCUAAUGAGAUAAAACUCCUCUUCUCGAAAAACAAAUGGAUAUUGUCAAGUUCUCCUCCAACAUAUUUAUAAUCCUGUGUGUGCUUUGGGAAGCACUGUUUCCUACACACACAAUUAGCUGUUUUAGACGCUGGAGUGUCUGCCAGCCAUCUGCCCCAGGGACGAGUGCAGGGCAGACACUUUCAUUUAGAUGCACCUCCUGCAUCGCCGGCUUUUGGCAACCGUUCUGCUCUGCCUUCCAUUGCAAACUCCCUGAAACAGCAAAAGGCUCUGCUAGGUGUCUGCACCCCCCCCCCCCCGGUGUCGCUCUGGUUAUUAUCAUUUGUUCAGCCCUUUAAGAGCAGAAUAUAAAUUACAUUCCCUCUUGCAGUUCACCUUGGAGUUCAACCUCUUAUAGUGUCCAUUGUACAGAAAACAAAUAAACAUGCGUGCAUGCUCAGUUCCACUGAGCUUAAUUUUACUUACUCCUAGACAUAUGUGCAUAGAAUUGCAUCCUUGGGCUUUAAGCAUCAUGUUCUUAACAACAUGUUAGAUUAAGCUGGAAAAUGGAAAGCUGCAUCUUUCAGAUUCAACACUCCCAAGCCCUGGGCCACAUCUGUCACAAAUACAGUGAUUCCCUCCUCAAUGUUUACUGUAUUAGUUUAUGGGAAUAACCAUUGCUCAAUAACUUUUUAUUUUUGCAAGAUCAGCACCAAGCAAGUAGGAAGUAUGCAGCAUUGUCCUGCAUUGUUCUCACUCUACAUACUAUGGGUCUUUUCAAUGAGUUAUUUCCAGGCUUGUGGCCAUCUUCUCUUCUAAAUAUGUGUCCCCCUUACAUCCCCUUCUACUGCAACAGUGAUGGUGGCCCUCCAGAAAUUGCUGAACUCCAACUCGCAUCAUCUUCAGCCAGCAUGGCCAGUAGUCAGGGUUGGUGGUAGAGUCCAGCAACAUCCACAAUAUCCAGCCCUGCAGUUUGCGAUACCUGCAGGUCUACAGCCAGAGUAGAGUCACUGCUGGAAGCCUUGCUGGUGCUAGAUGGAAAGUUCAGUAGGGCUGAAGCAGCUGCACUAAGGUUCUUCUGGACUUGACCCCAAGGGUUCCUGCUUGGCCUCUCUCUGACGUUCCAGGCCCAUGAUUGAACUGUGCAUCCCGUCUGCCCUGGACCCCUCACUGGCUCCGCCGGGCUGCCACGUGGUCUCUCUCUUCACUCAGUACACCCCCUACACACUGGCCGGAGGGAAGCAAUGGGACGACCGUGAGCGUGAGGACUAUGCUGACCGAGGUACAGCCAUUGCACGGAGGACUGGCAGGAGCAAUGGUGGUUUUGCGCUGCCUCUCGAGAAAGGGGAGAAUUUUUCAUUCUUGGGAAGGCUUACCACCACCCCAAACCUUACUCCAUUGGGCCAUGUCUCCCAUUUGCACACCCUUCUACCCUGUGCUUUGCACCCCUUCUCUUUGGGGAGAGAACCCUCCUGCUUAAAACUGUGUAGCACAAUCUUCUCUGGGUCCAGAUGUUGCCCACUGGUCUUCCAUGAGUCUCAGGGGUGGCUGGAGACCAAUGCCCAGGGUCAGCUGAGAAGGGUGCCUCCAUGGUGCCUAAGUGUGAUUGUCUAGUCUUAGUGACUCUUGGGUGCUGAAAUUCCAGUUCAAUCCCUGUCAGAAAACCAGGUGUUUGUUUGGGGUGUGUGGAUCCUGGGUGACUAAUACUUAGCCUUCCUUGAGGCAACUCUCAGUCUUUCCCAUGUGGCAUCUCUUCCCCUUGUAGUCUUUGAUUGUGUUGAAGCCUACGCCCCUGGGUUCAAGGCCUCUGUUGUCGGCAGGGAUGUCCUGACGCCUCCAGACCUUGAGCGGAUCUUUGGCCUACCUGGUGGGGUAUGUAUUGGCUGAGAAUCUCUGCCCAUAGACUCUCCUGCCCAGCUUUGCCUUGCCAUGCCCUUCCAGGGCAACCUCUCCAAAUUGGCUGAUACGGCUUAGAUGUUGCAGAUGAGUUUUAACACCCACACAGACUUCUGCCCCAGCUGCCUCCCAUCUCCCAGCCUCCACUUCUCGCCUCCCUUUGUACUGGGAAGCAGAGACAGGGCACUGCUGCUUCCCAGCUACCUUGUCUGAUGCUGCCUCUGGUUUUCAGAACAUAUUCCAUGGAGCGAUGUCUCUGGACCAGCUGUAUUUUGCCCGGCCAGUGCCUUCCUAUUCCAGCUACCGAUCUCCAGUGGAAGGCCUCUACCUCUGUGGAAGUGGCGCCCAUCCCGGUACGUAUCUGGCAGGGGCAGCAACAACGAGGGAGAGAGCCUGGCCUCGGUGGGAAGGGGAUGGCUAGAGAGGGCCAGGGAGGAGGGUGGGGCGUCUGGUUGCAUUCCUGGUCCACAUUUUCCUAAAAGCCCACUGGAUGCAGCAUUGCUGUGGGGUGAGUUUGCCAUGCUCCUCUAAGGUGUCUCUAGAGCCGGGUCUCAGGCUGUGCCUCUGGGGAGAGCAGCAGAAGGCCUUCUUUGCCCAAGGACAAGAGAGAGGGGGCACUCCAUGGGUGCCCCACCCUGGAGUGGGUGGAAACUGCUGGGGUUUUUUUUACUCUUAAAGAUCCUGCCUGCUUGUUUAAUUUUUCAAUGUAUUUCUUUACGUUUCAGGUUUGCCUUUUGCCCCGCCCACUUCAUCUUUUUGCCCCGCCCACUCUAGGAAUGUGACCCUCCUCAGAAGGUUGGGCUCAAAGAGGUUUCCCACCCCUGCUGUAAAGGGCAGACAUUUGUCUGUGCUAACCUUUUCCCCUGUGCUGCAAAUCCCAAUGAAAUCCCUCCUCUCCUCUCUUUUACUUCACCUCAAGGAGAAGGGGUUUUUCACUGUGACAGGAGAAAGGGUUAACACCACUGACCCUCUCCCCCAUAGCUUCUAUUUAAAACAAAACAAGCAAAAUUCAACAUGUACAUCAAAUGCAAGCACACAUUUUAUGUGCUAUGUCGGUGGCUUUGGCUUGGGUCUGCCUGGGAUAGGUAGAGCUUUUGGUGUCUGGAAGGAUAAUUGGAGACAUUCCCUGCCUCGUCUUCAGCCUCCUCCCUCCUGGCUAACGCUGGCUUGGGACUGGAUUGUGAAUCUUCUCUGUGGGGCAUUUUUAGGUUGUUUGAAUGCUUUCUUACGACACAGCUAAGAAGGGGAACAAAAGGAGGUGCUCUCCCUUCUCUGGGUUCUUGCUGUGAGGAAUUUUGGUCCCUUCCUAUUCCUGCCCUGCUAGGGGGUGAGUGAACUGGGUUCAAGGAUUCCCAGUGGCAAAUACCCACAAGAGUUCUACCCUUUGGCUUGCUGGCUGUGGACCCAGUUAAGCUGCCCACCCUCUUCUUGCAACAUCUCCCUUUUCUUCCCAGGAGGAGGUGUCAUGGGAGCGGCGGGGCGCAAUGCGGCUAGAAUGGCACUGGAGGAUUUUAAGAAGCUGUGACCUCCCCAGUAGGACCCUUGAGCUGCCCUCCUGGCUCAGGAAAAGGGAUGGACGGGAAGCCACUCUGCUGCAUUCUGUCUCUGGGCCCAGUGCUAGAGAGAGAUCUCCGGUCUUUUGCUCUGGGCAUUGCAGAGCCAUGUGGGCACUGCUCUUGCAGAUAGAUGGACACAGGUGUGCCACAAGCGUGUUUGCAAAAUGUUCUUGCUACCACUACCACUCCCAGCUUUAUAAAUCAGCUAAUGCGCUCCUCCUGAAUGCUCCUAUUGUACCCAAGGCUGCAGUUUCUUUCAAAGGCUCCGGUUUCUGCUUCCUUCCUCCUUGGGUUGGUUGGGAGAUGCAUCCUGUGCUUCCUGCUACAGGAAAAGGGGCAAAGUUUAGAGUCCUGGGUGAGGCUGGCUCCUGAGUAGAGACUGGGUAUUUUAGUAGAAUAGGGACCCACUGGGUAAAAAUGCCCAGCAGCAGCAGCAGCAGCAUUUCUUCUGAAAGCCCGUCUCUGCUGCCAGACUUAGGAAAUAGGAGUCUGCCUUUGAGAGUCUGACCAUUGGGUCCGUCUAACUCAGGAGUGUCUGCACCGAUUGGCUGUAGCUCUCCAGGGUUUCAGGCAGGGAUGCUCUCCAAGCUCUACCUGGAGAUGCCAGGGAUUGAACCUGGGACCUUUUGGAUGCAGGCAGAUGCUCUGCCGCUGAGCUUACAUCCCUUCCACCCCAACUUACAAGACAGCAUCUUGGCUUCUGUUCCUUAAUGCGCUAAAACACAAACAUUCUGCAAAUGUGGCUCCAAACACUGAACAAACUGUCCUGGGAAACAGCUUAAGAUCUACACAUCUCUGGAAGCUCAGUGUUUCAUGCCACCCCAAUCUCAGAGCGGCACAGGAUUCCAGAGUUUCCAGGGUUUAUGUUUCCUUUGGAAAUGAGGCACAGCAGAGACUGUGGUGUCUUUAUGAUACAUGGUUUAUUUACACACAUAUACAACCUGAGCCUGCGAUAGAGGGGUUCCCAGCAUCAACACCCCUAGAAGGUCUUGUUUUUCCUCAUAGCCACAGCCUUGGCAUCCAGCAGAAAUCAAUCAUUUCUCUGCAUCUCUCCCUUUCCAGCUUGCAGCUUUGCUUCUAGUUCACAUCACUACAACUCUCUGCCCUCCACUCUGCCUUUGUCCUUCUAAGUACCCACGAGUUGGGGGAGGGGCACCACCCACUUGCCAUCUUGCACAGAACCCCUUUCCUUUGUUCCCCAUAAUGGCCCAUUGCCCGUGCUAUCGCCUCAACAGGAAGCUAGUCUGGCUUAUGUUUUAACACUUGCUGGGUCCAGGAGUUAGGAGUGUUCUAGCAUAUAGCCUGUUCCCCACCCCCAAUUCAUAGCACAAGAAACAAGGCCAGGUUGUUACAGUGCUGCCUUAGCUAAGGGGCAAGGAGAGUCGGCUGCUGUUCGUGUCUGUUGACCUUGUGCUCCCUAUCCAAAGCCGGACAUGCCUGGCUGAGCCCAGUCCAAAAGAGCCAUAUUUCUCACUAGCAAAGAGCAGCUGCUUGCAAACACCUCUCUGCAUUCGGACUGCAAAUCCAGCUUAGGAAGUGGCCGGUAGCCAGCUGUCCUCUCUGGCAAGAGCCACUGUGGGUUUUGUGUCCGAGGCAGCCUGAGGUUCCCACGAAUCAGUUGCACUGGCUUUCAUCCAGUUCCAUCCCAUUGAAAUCAAUGGGGAUAAAUCAGCUUAAAUCUAAAUACUCUGCUUUAAUUGGCAGAUGGAACCUAGCCAAAGUGUGUUGACACAAUAAGGAAAAAUCGAUAGCUAACUUUCCUCCCUAGCUAUGAUGGAUUGAUUUCAUGUGAAGAAAUGAUGGUAAAAUCAUUGCCAACGGUACACUUAGAAAAUAUAUGUCCAAAGAUUAAAGACUUUUUAAAAGACUGAG
This is a messenger RNA of Podarcis lilfordi (Lilford's wall lizard), 18048 nucleotides long. The record is from the annotation of a GenBank genome assembly. Lineage: Eukaryota; Metazoa; Chordata; Lepidosauria; Squamata; Lacertidae.